ACACACAGCUGAUCAGUCGGCUCGUGGCGCACGCAGACGCAGGGUCGCGAGCGCGUAGGUGACAGACGGCGGGUGUUUUAUACGCGGGGGAAACGCGCGGAAUGACGGCGGCAUUGUGACGGCAAGCCGCGGGGUUCAUGUACGCGCACCGGUGUUGCUACGCGUUCUCUAUGCGUCUGGACGACGGCGAAGACGAGGUAGUCGGCAGCGAGCUUGGGUGGACGAGGCACCGUCAUCGCGACGAGACGAUCGUAAUUCGGCAGCGAGGGCGGAAGAGGAAGAACGGAGGAGGUACGGUCGGGUCGAUCGACGGGUCGACGGGGUCUAUGACUGGAACGGCGGCGGAUGAUUGUGGUGGAAAAAGAGGAGGCCGGAGCAGGAAGCACGAGGACCGACGAGGAAGCUGGCCAGCUCAUCGGGUUCAUGACACAGGCUCACGAGCAGCAGCCUCGUCGUCGCUUGCUCGUGAGAACGCGGAGCAUUGACGCGCGUCUUUCCCCGUAAUCGCGGUAUCUACGUAUCUAUAUUCUAUCUACUUAUCUAUACCAUCGUGAAUAUUCAUCCGGAGCACGCGCGCAACGAGUGAUAAAGAGCAGAGAAAGGGCAAACGCGGAGAGAGAAUUAAUAUAGAAAUAGGAAGGAAGGAAACGCGACGGCUGUUGCCCUCUCUUAUUUCUUUCUCUCUCUCUCUCUUUGUCUUUCUUCAUCUCUAAUUUUAUUCCCACUCUUUUUCCCGUUCUCGUUAUCUUUUCGCGUUUUGCAUUUAAAACUGUCACGCUAUACUAUAUAUAAUUCAACACAUACGUGCAUUAUACAUUUAUAUAUAUAUCGUCCGGUAGUGGUGUGAUCGGCCCCCACGUUUUUUAUCUCUCCCAGCUGUGUGUAUGGACGGCCGCGUGUGUCGUUUUUCGUGUGUAUGGUACACGCGCGUGCGAGGCGCGGAUAAAGGUCGAUGACGAUGCAACGGGUUCAAGAUCAGGACAAUGGGAUCAACAUCAAAUUCGGCCCGGGUAAAUCCCGGAAGGGCGACUACAGGCUGGUGUCUCAGGACUCCGACAACAACAAGGAACAUCUUAAUGGGACCAAUAAACCAGAGAAACAUGUAAAGGUAGUGGAAGAAUUGAUUCCACCAGACGGAGGCUGGGGAUGGCUGGUACUUCUGGCCUCUGUCAUGGUUAAUCUUCUCAUCCCUGGCACUAUCAAGUCCUUCGGAGUAUUGUUCGUCGAAUUCCUGGAUGUAUUUGACGCCUCACCAGCAGCAGCUGCAUGGAUACCAUCGCUCUGUUAUUUUCUAUAUAGUUCACUAGGCCCACUCUCUAGUGUACUUUCGGUUAAGUAUUCCUAUCGUACGGUAACUCUAAUAGGCGGGACAUUCGCCGCGGUGGGGAUGAUGGUGAGCUAUUUCGCGAACUCUGUGGCCUUUCUAUGCGUAAGUUAUGGUGUACUGGUAGGUACGGGAGCAGGAUUAGCGUUUCCUCCGACUGUAUAUAUCGUGACGUCGUAUUUUGUACGGCUACGAGGACUUGCCAACGGACUUUGCAUAUCCGGCAGUGCGUUGGGCUCAAUAUUUCUUCCGCCCGUUUUGGGUUUUCUUCUACGAGAGUAUGGUUAUAGAGGUGCAGUAUUAAUAAUGGGUGCCGUCACGUUAAAUGUCUGGGCGAGCGCGCUUCUGUAUCAUCCGGUGGAAUGGCAUCUGAUACCAGCUCGGCCUCUAGAUGACAAUGAUGAGUGCGAUAAUAAAGAAAUCGUUACCAGUAACAGUCCGGAACAAACGACCGAGAAGAACAAUAGUCAACUGGUAUCGUCGAACAAUUCUACCAGCGAGAAGGCCGCGCCGAUCGUACCGAAGAGCGCGUCAAGCGUUGCCCUAGAAUAUUACAAGAAUACACCGGUGCAGAGCCGCACGCGAAAGAUCAGCAUGCCUACCGGACGCGAGAUCAGCGGUCAAAUGCACAGCACGCCGACAUUGCACGCCGUACCGGAACGCGGCGGUGCCGUGAUGGACUCUGGAAAGUACUCCAGGACAUCCGCGAGGUCACCGUUGAAUUCGCCCAGCGCGUCGUCCUUCAAUUACGUCAGCACACCGUACCACGGUAGCACUUUAUCGGUCCUGCAUCCGGAACGCGCGUCUACGUUGACGCUGAACGCCAUUUCCAGCACAUUCGCUAGGAAAUCGAUGACAACCAGCGGGGAGCAGAAGGGCGAGAAAGAUGAAAAAAGCCAGCAGAACAAGUUCUUCGAUGUCAGCCUGCUCAAGGAUCCCAUCUAUCUCGUCAUUCUCAUUUCCAACUCCACCAAUGCCAUCAGCUAUACCAAUUUCGUUAUUCUGCUGCCGGCUUACGCCAUUUCCCUGGGUUUCGACAACUGGGACGCGUCGUUGCUACUGUCGAUCGUUUCUAUGCUCGACCUGGUGGGCCGUAUCGGCGGUUCUGCCCUUUCCGACAUCCAGAUCAUGCCUAAGCAUUGGUACUUUGUUGGCGGUCUGCUCGCUUCUGGAAUUUCCUUGGCCAUUCUACCCACCGCUAACAUGUACGUCAUGCUGUCCGUUUACUGCGCCUUCUUCGGUCUCGCGUCCGGCAUCUACGUCGGCAUCACCGCCGUUAUCAUGGCCGACAUGCUGGGCACGGAGAAGCUCACCUCGUCUUAUGGUAUCUCGUUGUUCGUCAACGGUGUCAUUCAGUUGGUAGGGCCACCCAUUUGCGGCAUAGUAUACGAGCAGAUCGGCAGCUACGGACCGAUCUUCAGUAUACUUGGCAUUAUUCUGGUGUUCGGCGCGUCUCUUUGGGGCUUUGUGCCAUUCAUCCGGCGGAGACAGGCAGCGUUGGAGAAAUCCGCCAAAAUAGAUAAAGUAUAGUAGACCAAAUAAACAAAGUAAAAGUAUGAGUUUGUCCAUAAUUAGUAUUGGACAACAAUUUUCAUGGUUUUACGUUUUGAAAUGCGAAUUUUAGGAUAGUAUAUUAUAUAUGUAAGAAACUAGUUUCAUUUUCAAGUUUCAAAAUGUAAAAUUAUGAAAAAGCAAUUAUAAAUAAAUGAGUCGCGAGAUAUGACUCGGUACUUCGUAAAGGCACACAUGAGCUUAAUUGCGCGAGGUAAUUGCUUAAAAGUGGCCACGUAUGCACGUAUGUAUGUAUGUAAGAAAAAGAGAGAUAGAAAGAAAAAAGUGAAAACGUGGCCGAAUAUUAAACUGUGAUGUUAGCGUGAAUGUCAUGUAUCGAAACUACACCGGCGAAGUUUUCGGACCGAGCAAAGCUAUGAAAUUUGAGCGGUUCGCUUAGUACGAUAAUUUUUCGCACAAAUUGUCUACGAUGAUGAUUGUAUGACUGUCGAAUAAUUAUUAACUAUAAUUAGUAAUUACAA
This is a messenger RNA of Nylanderia fulva, 3357 nucleotides long. RefSeq names its product solute carrier family 16 member hermes (gene hrm). NCBI's taxonomy places the organism in Eukaryota, Metazoa, Arthropoda, Insecta, Hymenoptera, Formicidae. The record is from RefSeq and is a predicted model, not a curated record. Gene Ontology annotation, molecular function: monocarboxylic acid transmembrane transporter activity. Gene Ontology annotation, biological process: monocarboxylic acid transport; transmembrane transport.